This is a messenger RNA of Caenorhabditis angaria, 4209 nucleotides long. The record is from the annotation of a GenBank genome assembly. NCBI's taxonomy places the organism in Eukaryota, Metazoa, Nematoda, Chromadorea, Rhabditida, Rhabditidae.
UUGGCUGAGCUCUACGAUAACGACGACGAGGAGAAGAGGAAUCUUGAAAAAUUGGAACAACAAAUUCGUCGACUGAGAAAUCGUCGUGAUAAUUGUUUGGGAUGUUUCGACGCAAUCUUUCUAGUCUGAAAAAAUUAUUAUGAUACAUUAUUUGCAAAGUCCUUGGAAAUUUGGGAAAAUUUUGAAACAGUGAAUUUUUUAGAAAAUGAAAAAAGGAGUUUACCGGUUUUCUGAGAAUCCUGGAAAAUUAGAAUUAAUUUUGAAACAGUGAAUUUUUGGGUUCUGAAGUCUAGAGAUGAAUCCACGUAAUAAUUUCUAUUUUCCCGAUAAAUUUCAAUAGAUUUUUUGAAACAGUGAAAUUUUUUGAGAUGUUAUUUUUUCACCUGAAAAAGUGUAUAAACAAAACUUGAAAUUAUUGAAAAUUCAAGAAUAGUUUUUGAAACAGUGAAUUUUUUUCAACUAUGGAUUCUCGGAAAUUUAAAUUUUUAGGAUUUCUUCUGAAUUUCCAAAUUUUUUGAAUGAAAAAAAUUUUCGAAAAAAAUAUGUUUUCCCCAAAAAUUUUAAAAAAUUAUUGACGAUUUUUUGAAACAGUAAAUUUUUUUGUUGAAAAUUGUUUCUACUGAACUAUAUAAUUUGAUAUUCAACAAGCAAAAAAAUUAAUUCCAGAAAAUUUUAAAAAAUUUUUGAAACAGUGAAUGUUUUCAGAAACUUCAAUUUCCAUUUUUCUCUAAAAAAAUCUAAUUUUUUUGAGUUUUUUAUAUUUAUUAUUAUGCGAUUUGAAAUUACCAAAAAAUUUUCAUAGAAUUUUUGAAACAGUGAUUUUUUUCAAAUUUAAAUUUUCGAAAAUCGCAUUUGUAACAACAAAAUUCAUCACUUUCUGAAUUUUUUCCUAAAAUUCUGAAACGUAUUUUUCCCUGUGAGACAAAAAAUCCCAUUUUUUCUAUUUAUCUCAGGAAUUUGUAGCUCUCUGAUUUUUUUUUGCUCCAAAUUUAUUUUCAACAGAAAAAACAGGUGAUUCUGAAAGCCACGUCACAGAUUUUUGUCUGGGGACAGAUGAAAUUCAAAAAAGGUUUUGUAAACCUUUGAGAAAAAUUGCGCGUCAUCAGAUAAAAUUAGAGUACUGUACCUGGGUCCUGACACGACAGUAAUCUUUAAAGGUACAAGGUGCUCAUUCGUGAGAUUUUGUAGUUAUUUUUCAGAAAUUAUUUUUAUACAUUUUCGAAAAAUUCUACUGUUUCAAAAAUAAUUUUAAAAAAAAUUUUCUACCAUUCAAUAAUAAUUCGCUCCUAAAUUUUAUCAUCAAAAAUUCGAGGAAAAUUAAUUUUUUGAAAUUUCUUGAUUUUCCAAAAUUUAAUUUUGAAAAAAUUCACUGUUUCAAAAAAUACUUUUAAUUUUUUAAUAAUUUCAUGUUUGUUUCUCUGAAGGCUCAUGGUGGGAAAAAAUAAUUUUAUAAAAAAAUUCACUGUUUCAAAAAUUUUUAAACUUGAUACAGUUUAAAUUUUAAGACAUUAGGAGAUUGGCUAAAAGAAAAAAAACUGGAAAAAAAUACGUUUCAAAAUUUUUUGAAAGAAUUUUGAAAGUGUUGAAUUUAGUUAGAUCUCUAAUUGUGGUUUUCCCAAAAAUUUUUAGCGAUUAGAGAGCUUCCGCAACCUUCCGCAACCUUCCGCGCGCGCGCUCAAAAAACCCACCUCUGUGGCACCAAAUCCUCCUCCUGCUCCUCCCCCACAAAAAUAAACUGAUCCCUCGCAUUUUGCUCUUCUCCAAUAAUUUCCUGCAAAUUUCUCCUAAAAGCCGAUGAUAUUGUAUGCCGUGGCUGAACAUCGAGCUGCCUUCUAACCACCAAAAUUGGUGUCGAUGACUAUAAUUUUCAGCUCCAACAUUUACAGCAAUGAAUUUUCAGUCCAGAAAUUUCAGCAGAAAUCUACUCAAAAAAAGCAAAAUUAUUAGAAACUUUGAAAAAUAUCAUACAAUUUUGAAACAGUAAAUUUUUCAAGCCAACAAAAUUCAGUUCAGAAUUUUUCAAAGCUCUGAAAGUGAAUUGAAUUUUGUCCUCAAAUUCCACGUGGCAAAAAUUUUCAAUUUUCAAAAUUUCAGACGUCUGGUCAGCUGGUUGUGUGAGUUUCGAAUUUUUCGCCAAUCACACAUUAUUCAAGGGAAAAGAUACGGUAGAUCAAAUGAAUCUGGUGAUUACUGUAUUGGGAUAUCCGACAGAUGAAGAUGUUCGAAGUAUGGGUGUGAAAAGGCCGAGAGUGGCGAAAAAGGUUGCGAGAGGAUUGGAACAGAUGGGAAUGGGUUUUGGGAAGGUUUGGGAAGGAUUGAGAUUUCUUUGAAGAUCCGAAUUUUAGAAUAUCAUUUGAAGAUCUCUAUUAUAAAUUUCAUGAAACUAAAUCAAUGAAAAUUGAAUUUUUAUAAAAUUCACUGUUUCAAAAUUUUCAGAAAAUUCUUGAGAUAGCUAUUUUGAUAAGCACAAAAAGCAUUUCUACAAAAAAAUCUGACUAAAUUUUGUGAAACAAAAUUAAUGAAAAUUGGAAUUUUUCAAAUUAUAUAAUGGGCCUAUGCAGAAUAAUAUUUUGUAAUAAAAAAACAUUAAAAAACAUUUUUUUUCCUAUGCAGAAAAACGUCGAAAAAACAAAAUAAAGACAACGUGAAAUUGAGAGAGCGCAGACAUAAAAUGGGUUUUUUGUCUGCACUCUCUCAAUUUCACGUUGUCUCUACUCAAAAUAAUAAACUGUAUAUUUUGUUUUUUCGACGUUUUUCUGCAUAGGAAAAAAAAUGUUUUUUUAUUACAAAAUAUUGUUCUGCAUAGGCCCAUAAUUCACUGUUUCAAAAAUUCAGUUUAAUUUAUUUCACAAAUUAUCAGUGUUGUGAUUUCUGUUGUUGGUUGAAAUUAAUAGAUCUACAUUAAAAUUCAUGGACCAAAUUUUUUCUUAAUUGAACAUUCAAAAAAAAAUUCACUGUUUCAAAAAUAACUGAUUUUUCUUGAAAUUUUUAAGAUUUGCUAUAAUCCCUUUUCCUAUUCAACUAAACAAAAAAUGGAGAUCCUGAUUCAAAAUAAUAAAAAAAACUCACUGUUUCAACAUUUUUAGAAAUAAAAUUCUUGGAAUAGCUAAUUCAAUACUACUUGUCUAAUUAAUGCAAAAAUUAUUUAAAAAAAAUUAAUUAUCCAGAUGGCAAAAUUCACUGUUUCGAAGAAAUCAUAUUCUUUUAUUGUAAAUUUUUCGCUAAUGUUUUAGAAUUUUCUUAUUGAAAUUAAAAUAGACUCGUUUUUUUUUCGAAAAAAAAUCACUGUUUCAAAAUUUUCAUAAAUAAAGUUCUUAGAAUAUCUAUUUUAAUACUUCGAUGCACUCAAAAAAUUACAAAAAAAAAUUAAAUUAUCCUGAUGACAAAAUUCACUGUUUCAAAAAGAACUGAUUUUUUUUUUGAAAUUUUUAAAAUUUGCUACAUUUCCUUUUCCUAUUCAACUAAACAAAACAUAAACAUCCUGAUCCAAAAUAAUAAUAAAAACUCACUGUUUCAAAAUUUUUAAAAAUAAAAUUCAUGAAAUAGCUAAUUCAAUACUACUUGUCUAAUUAAUGCAAAAAUUAUUUAAAAAAAAUUAAUUAUCCAGAUGGCAAAAUUCACUGUUUCAAAGAAAUCAUAUUUUUUAUUGUAAAUUUUUCGCUAAUUUUUACAACUUUUUCUAUUGAAAAUUAAAAUGGACUCAAUUUUUGUUUCUCAAAAAAUCACUGUUUCAAAAUUUUCAGAAAAAAUUCUUGGAAUAGCUAUUUCAAUAAUAAUACUUGUGUAAUUAAUUCAAAAAUUAUUAAAAAAAAAGAAAUUUUCCCGGUGAAAAAAUUCACUGUUUCAAAGAAAUCAUAUUUUUUAUUGUAAAUUUUUCGCUAAUGGUCGAGAGCAUUUUAUUGUGAAAAUUAAUGUGGACUCAAUUUUUUUUCUCAAAAAAGUCACUGUUUCAAAAAAAUUUUGUUACAGUACACAAGUAAUUGUUUGGAAGGAGUUGUCUAUGAUUACCUCAAAUCAAUAAUAAUAAUCGAUCCAAAAAAGCGAAAAACAGCUUCGCAAAUUCUCAAACUUCCAAUUUUCGAUGUUAUUCAAAUGAGACCUCGAGAAAUUCGAAAUUCUGGAAAACCAAUUCCAGAAUUGGAAAAUUUGAUGAAAAUGGAUUAUAGAAGGGAAGAUUCGAGUUCUGAGGAGAGUUCUGAUAAUAAGUAA